CGUCAGGGACCCCGAAAACAUCGUCAGGGACCCCAAAAACAUCACGGGACACCCCAAAAACAUCAUCAGGGACCCCAAAACAUCAUCAGGGACACGGAAACAUCGUCAGGAACACCGAAAACAUCACGAGACACCCCAAAAACAUCAUCAGGGAACCCCGGAAACAGUCAGGGACCCCAGAAACGUCAUCAGGGACCCCAAAAACACCGUCAGGGACCCCAAAACAAACACCGUCAGGGACCCCAAAAACAUCGUCAGGGACACCGAAAACAUCGUCAGGGACCCCGAAAACAUUACGGGACACCCCAGAAACAUC
This is a messenger RNA of Pseudopodoces humilis (Tibetan ground-tit), 316 nucleotides long. NCBI's taxonomy places the organism in Eukaryota, Metazoa, Chordata, Aves, Passeriformes, Paridae. The record is from RefSeq and is a predicted model, not a curated record.